This is a messenger RNA of Penicillium angulare, 1086 nucleotides long. Its product is annotated as sugar phosphate isomerase/epimerase family protein. The transcript has a single exon. Bases 1 to 1086 code for a protein of 361 amino acids. The record is from RefSeq and is a predicted model, not a curated record. Lineage: Eukaryota; Fungi; Ascomycota; Eurotiomycetes; Eurotiales; Aspergillaceae.
AUGGGUUUCAAUCGUCCCGGCAUUGCAUCCAUGUCCCUUGGCCGUCCAUGGCUCCACGACCUGCCCGGCAAACUAAUGCAAGCGGCCGCACACGGCUUCGAGGGAAUCGAGCUCUUCUUCGACGACCUGGACUGCUACGCCCAACGAACAUUUAACGGCGACCACUUAGAAGCUUCUCGACAGGUCCGCCGCCUCUGCGAGCGUCUCAAGAUGACCAUUAUCUGUCUCCAGCCAUUCUCAAUGUACGAAGGUCUUAUCGACCGCGCAGAGUCCGAUCGUCUCGUGACAGAAAAGCUUCCAAUAUGGUUCACCCUCGCACGAGCACUAGGCACAGACAUGAUCCAAGUACCAUCUAACUUCCUGGGGCCGGACCCCAAGACCGGCGCCGCCCGCACGACAGGCGAUCGCGCCAUUAUCGUUGCAGACCUUCAGCGCAUCGCUGAUAUCGGCGCUAAGUCCGGAUUCCGAUUUGUCUAUGAGGCUCUAUGCUGGGGUGACCACGUUGAUACCUGGGAAGCAUCAUGGGAAGUAGUCCGGGACGUUGAUAGACCUAAUUUCGGUCUUUGUCUGGACUCCUUCAACAUUGCCGGUCGUGUAUAUGCCGAUCCCGCCUCUCCAUCCGGCAAAACACCAAAUGCCGCAGCUGAUCUUGCCGCGUCAUUGGAUCGUCUCCGCAACGCUAAGAUCGAUCCUGCUAAGAUCUUCUACGUUCAACUCGUUGACGGUGAACGUCUUGAUGCACCACUAGACGAGAAGCACCCAUUCCACGUUGCGGGCCAACCAGUUCGCAUGUCUUGGUCUCGUAAUGCGCGCCUUUUCCCAUUCGAGGAAUCCCGCGGUGGCUAUCUGCCUAUUCUAGAUGUUGCGCGGGUCUUCUUUGAGGAUCUUGGUUUCACUGGAUGGGUCUCAUUGGAGCUUUUCAGCAGGACCCUCGCUGAUCCUGAUCCGUUUACUCCUGCUGAUCAUGCACGGAGGGGUAUGGAUUCUUAUAACAAGAUGGGAUCUAUUUUAAAAUGGGAGAGUCAGACUGAAACACCUACACCUUUGCUUGGGGAACCUUCUUCUCCUGUACAGCACCGUCUAUAA